AUGAGUGAUGAGUGGGAGAGUAUUAAGCUGUCCAAGGAGCGGGAUUCACUUGCUCUGACUUCGAGGAAAUUGGCUAGAGAUUUGGCGAAGGCACAAGUACUUCGUGAGAGUUUGAAGGAGAUGUUGAGGAGUACUGGAGAUAAAGAAAUUGCUGCAAAGGAGAUGGUGGAGAAGUUGAUGGGAAAAAGAGUGAAGGUUGGGAAUGAUAGGUUGCCAAACACUGGGUGUGACUCUGAUUGGGAACACAGACUGAGUUCAAACCAUGUUGAAAAAGACACCGAACUGGGAGUGUUUGGGACAAAGAGUACAGGGGUAUUGGCAGUAAAAACAGAUGGAGAAACAUGUUUCUAUGAGAAGUACUUGGAGGAAGGAGUGUGGAAAGAGCAUAGUGUGCAGUACCAUUUAGAUGUUUGA
This is a messenger RNA of Dioscorea cayenensis subsp. rotundata (Guinea yam), 414 nucleotides long. RefSeq lists its product as uncharacterized. Lineage: Eukaryota; Viridiplantae; Streptophyta; Magnoliopsida; Dioscoreales; Dioscoreaceae. The transcript is spliced from 4 exons. The record is from RefSeq and is a predicted model, not a curated record. Bases 1 to 414 code for a protein of 137 amino acids.